Molecule: messenger RNA, 1518 nt
Organism: Guyanagaster necrorhizus
Lineage: Eukaryota; Fungi; Basidiomycota; Agaricomycetes; Agaricales; Physalacriaceae
Product: general substrate transporter
Exons: 16
Coding region: 1-1518 (505 amino acids)
Biological process (GO): carbohydrate transport; transmembrane transport
Cellular component (GO): membrane
Molecular function (GO): carbohydrate:proton symporter activity
Source: RefSeq, a predicted model, not a curated record
AUGUGGAUUUUACCAUUGCGUGGGAAACACAUGGUGUGGGCCAUAACGGCUUGCUGCUGUCAAGGCUUCCUCCUUCUUGGAUAUGAUCAAGGCGUUAUGAGCGGAAUCAUCGGUGCGAACAACCAGUUCGGAAAGGAUUUCAACCAUCCGGGCACAACAGCACAAGGAACUAUUGUGGCAAUAUAUGAUAUUGGCUGCGCCCUCGGGAGCCUUGUGGUCUUUUUCUGGGGCGAAUCUGUCGGACGAAAACGAAUGAUCAUGUCAGGUGCUACCAUUAUGGUUAUCGGUACCGCUAUUCUGACGAGUUCGACAACGAGAGCUCAGCUCUAUGUUGGACGUAUUGUGACCGGCUUUGGUAAUGGCUUUAAUUCUUCUUCAAUUCCGGUUUAUCAGUCGGAAACUUGUGCUGGACAUAUUCGAGGAGCUUUGGUCUGCUUAAACUCUACGGUUACGAUCAUAGGACUGGUCAUAGCUUAUUGGCUGGACUACGGUAUGAGCUUCGUGUUAGGACCAAGCCAAUGGCGUCUACCGAUUGGUUUCCAAGCCGUCUUCGCGCUAUGCCUUCUUCUCCAAAGUGCGGUGCUUCCCGACUCGCCUAGGUGGCUCAUUGCCCACGGGCACAAAGAAGAGGCUGCACAAAUCAUUGCCAUGCUCGAAGACCGGGACAGUCCAGACCAUCCCGAUGUCUUAAGAGCGCAAAGGGAGAUCGAGCUGUCUUUAGAGCAGGAGAGUGCUGGAGGACCGUUCAAAUAUAGCGAGUUGCUAGAGAAUGGUCCCAUUGGCAAUUUCCGCCGGAUAUGCCUCUGUAUAGGUGUAAAUGUCAUGCAACAGUUUACAGGUUCGAAUAUGAUCAACUACCUCGCACCCGUGGUAUAUGAGAACACGAUGGGCCUUUCGCGAAACCUUUCUCUAAUAUUAGCAGGAUGCACUUCGGUUACCUACAUGUUCGCUUCAUUCAUCCCUCUUUGGACGGUCGAUCGCUAUGGCCGCAGGCCUUUGCUGAUGAUAUCCGCUACCGGUCUCUCAGCAUGUUUCAUCAUAGCCUCUGCCCUUUUGUCGACUGGAAAUAAAUCUGCGGCCUAUGGUGCUACGGCUAUGGUGUUCAUCUUCCAAAUAUUCCUCGGAAUCGGGUACCUGCCUAUCCCAUGGCUCUAUCCAGCGGAGAUCAGCACCACUCGUAUACGCGCUCGGGGAUCUGCAAUAUCAAGUUUCUUCAAUUGGAUGUGUGUCUUUGCGGUCGUCGAAAUGACACCACCUGCCAUUCAGAACAUCAAUUGGCGUGUCUUUAUCAUCUUCGCGAUAUUUAACGCUUGCUGGGUCCCCAUCGUCUAUUUCUUCUUCCCCGAAACGCGUGGCCUGGAGUUGGAAGCUAUAGAUCACAUCUUCGAGAAGGGUGGUAUCACCGGAGGAGUUUGGAGUAGUCGUGGGCGCACUGUUGUGGGCAACCCGGUGGCCGAAGCCGUGAAAGCCGAAACCGAAAUGGACGUUAAAGAGGAUACGGGAAAGGAAGACGUGUAG